Dufourea novaeangliae is the source of this 1370-nucleotide messenger RNA. Its product is annotated as putative beta-carotene-binding protein. The record is from RefSeq and is a predicted model, not a curated record. Bases 76 to 804 code for a protein of 242 amino acids. The transcript is spliced from 3 exons. Lineage: Eukaryota; Metazoa; Arthropoda; Insecta; Hymenoptera; Halictidae.
GAGGAUUAGAGUUUCCUCGUCUGCUUCGUGUCGAAGGAAAAAACAUCCUGCAAGAGGAGACAGUGUCGGUCCAACAUGUUCGCGAAGGUGUUGCUGGUCUUCGCGGCUAUUGUCGGCUUCGCGAGCGCUGCAGUCCCUUCGUACAUUCAAGUAUGCGGCGCGAGGAACCCAGAUCUCGACGCAUGCGUGAUCAAGAGCGUGGCCGCGUUGUCGGACAGACUUCGCAAAGGCAUCCCCGAGUUGGACAUUCCGCCCUCGGAUCCAUUGACGAUCGACAAGGUGCAACUCGCGGACAUGAAUAACUUCAAAGCCGUAGGGACGGACAUUAAACUCUACGGACUCCCGACUUACCACAUUAAUUCCCUCCAUAUCGAUCUCCCGAAACAACAGAUCGAUAUCGAUCUCCAGCUAAAGGACAUCCGGAUGGAGGCGCUUUACAACGUCUCCGCAAAGAUUUUGAUACCGAUCAACGGAAAGGGACCGAUCAAACUGAACGCAAAGGACGUGAACGCAAAAGUAAAGCUGCACUUCAAGCUGGUCGAACGCGGCGGUAAGAAAUACACGUAUUUCCCGACGAUGACGACCAAGCUGAACGUGAAAGAUUACACCGUGAAAUUCGAGGCCGACAAUUUCGACAAAACACUGCAGGAAGCUGUUAGCCAGGCGCUGGGGAACAGCCAUCAAGAGAUCCUCGAAGCUACCAGGCCCAAUCUGGAACGGGUAAUUUCCGAGAGAUGUCUCCAAAUAGCGAACAAGAUCUGCAAGCAUUUCACCUACGACGAACUUUUCCCCGAUCGAGAAUAAUAAUCGAGAGACCGUGAAAAUUCUCACAGGUCACUAUUUGCUGGAACCGCGAAUUCUCGAUAUGCGACACGCUCUGUUACUACGUUCACGGAAAUUCACGAAUUGUCCCUAUCAUCGUUAUGUUUAAUAUUUAUUAGAAUAUUUGAAUGUGAUUCUUCGGAAAUUUCUCAAGAACACUUCCGAGUAUUCCGAUAAAAUGUUUGUAUUAUGUGGAAAUAGAGAACAGUUGCAUCCGCCAUCUUUGUUUCGUGACCUCUAUGACCAUAAAACGUUUUGAAAUGUUUAUUAUUAUUAGUGUAUAGUUUUUAUGUUUUUAUCGUUUCUUCAUUUUAUUCUCAAUUUUGAUUCCAAAGGUUUUUCUUAUCGAAGACGACUGAUAUUCAAUAAACUAAAGCUCAGAGAUAUUUUAUCAUCUUCUCCACUCUUUUACAUUAAUUCGCGUGACACCGAUCACUCGAGAUGCUUUAAAUAAUAUAGGUAUCGCAUUCCUAUUUGUUACGUGUCUGCUUAGUACAGGGUAAAUUAUAAGUUGCACGCUUACUACAAAUAAACGUUUAUUUCCUUUA